Molecule: messenger RNA, 723 nt
Organism: Colletotrichum godetiae
Lineage: Eukaryota; Fungi; Ascomycota; Sordariomycetes; Glomerellales; Glomerellaceae
Exons: 4
Coding region: 1-723 (240 amino acids)
Source: RefSeq, a predicted model, not a curated record
AUGCAACGCGUCUCGAACCCAUACCGACAGAUCACAAGACGCUUUAUAUCACUUGGAGCGGUUUCGUGGGUCUAUCAAAUAGACGACGAGAUUGCGCUCAAUUCCCGCGGCAAAAAAAGCUACUUCGAGAGCCAUCAUAGCCCAUGCCCACACAUUAUACAAAGCUUUUAUCGCAUGGAAGUGGCCAAUUUCCUUCAAUUUCUUCCCCAUGGUUCCCUUCACGAUCGACUUCAAAGUAACCAGACAAGGGAUGGAGACAGGGUCAUUUCGGUCGACCGAUUUGAAGACAGGCGAUUGAGCGAGCGCUGGGCCGCGGAGCUUUGUGCUGCCAAUGCCUGGCUAGAGGCUUUGGGAUUGGCAGACUUUGAUAGUGUUGCCAGCAUUGGACAGAAGUCCUUGGAAGUGCAUCACCAUGGGCACGGCUUCGACCGGAAUCGAAACGGGAGGAUACGGGCUGUAUGGCCCAGAGAUGAGCAAUUCGCUAUUGGUCUAUGGUUUAUUACAUGGUGCGAGGUUCGAGCCGUACGGGGCCCUGAACAAAAUAUUGGGCGGCUGGCGUCGUACGAUCCGUUGGAAAGGCUGGCUUUGAAUUGCUGGAGAGGCUCGUUCGUGUCCAUACACUGCUUAAAGGAGGCCGUGAUGGACGUACCGGGAUCUCAGGAUAUGGCAGAAGCGGCUAAUUGGACGGCAGAAUACGGCUUGGAGAUGAGACAGAAAUUGUGA